This is a messenger RNA of Galeopterus variegatus (Sunda flying lemur), 1158 nucleotides long. Its product is annotated as dynein heavy chain 8, axonemal-like. The record is from RefSeq and is a predicted model, not a curated record. Gene Ontology annotation, cellular component: dynein complex. Gene Ontology annotation, biological process: microtubule-based movement. The transcript is spliced from 6 exons. Gene Ontology annotation, molecular function: minus-end-directed microtubule motor activity; dynein light intermediate chain binding; dynein intermediate chain binding. NCBI's taxonomy places the organism in Eukaryota, Metazoa, Chordata, Mammalia, Dermoptera, Cynocephalidae. The annotation marks the transcript as partial.
AUGAGCGCAGAAGAAGGUGACCCACCUUCUGCGGGAGAAGAGAUUCCGCACUCUAUGGAAGAGGCACCGCCUCCCAGUUCAGAAGAUAUUGCCCCACCCACUUCUGGAGGCGAGGCCCCGCCCCCUCCUGAAGAAGGGGCCCCUCCCCUUCCAGGAGGGGAGGCCCCAGGAGAAGAUGCUGCCCCUCUUUCCCCAGAAGGUAUGGAACCUUCCUUGAUUGGUUACCAGGAUCUCAUUCCUUCUGAAGAAAUGAUAAUUCUUCCUGAUGAUGAUGAGACAGAUUUGAGUAGACUUCGACCCAGGGUUGGACCACGACUGGUUCAAUCAGUGCUUUCUGAUGUGCUGUCCUCUCAGUCUUCCCAUCGCUCCUCCAGGUAUCGCAGAAGUAUGAGUGGCAUUCCAAAUCUACAGGAAACACUGAAAGAGAGACAGGCGAGAUUUAGAGAUGCAAGGGAAAGCCGAAAACAGAAAAUUGAUCCUUCGUACAAAUAUAUAUUUGAAAUUCUAGCAGAAAAGCUUGGUCUGGACAUAGUAACUGUUGAAGAAUUAAUUUUGGAUUGCCCAUCUUUGGAAGCAUUUACUCAUUUUUUUAUGAAAGAUGGUUGUAAGACUUUGAAAUUUUUGUACCAGGAAGGAGAUGUACCCAGUCUUGAAUGUGGUCGAAUUAUUCCUGGAACAACCAAAGGGGCAAAAAUGAUGAGACUGUAUGUAGACAACGCAUAUCCACAGAAACUAAAAGGACUGUGCAUAUUUUUUGUUCGCUGUCGUAACGAUGUUGCUUUAAAUGCUAAAAGUAUUCAAGAGGAAGUGCUAUUUACUGUUCUGGAUGCAUCAAAAGGACUUUUAAAUGGGAUUAGGAAUAUGUUAGCAAAUAUAUUUCUGCCAGCUAUUCUUGCAACAAACAGUUGGGGUGCUUUAAACCAGUCCAAGCAGGGAGAAUCUGAAAAACAUGUUUUCACUGAAACCAUCAACAGAUACCUUUCAUUUUUAGAUGGUGCUAGAAUAAGUAUUGAGGGGACAGUGAAGUUAAAGACGAUAGACAACGUUGAUUUUUCCAAACUUCAGACCUUUGAAGAAGUGACAGUUGCAGCUAGCAAUUCAGAAACUGUUCGUCAGUUGGAGGAAGUGCUAAUGAUAUGGUACAAACAGAUUGAACAG